Lacerta agilis (Sand lizard) is the source of this 802-nucleotide messenger RNA. It is a transcript of the gene PNPLA4, whose product is annotated as patatin like phospholipase domain containing 4. Gene Ontology annotation, biological process: lipid homeostasis; triglyceride catabolic process. Lineage: Eukaryota; Metazoa; Chordata; Lepidosauria; Squamata; Lacertidae. Gene Ontology annotation, molecular function: triacylglycerol lipase activity. The record is from RefSeq and is a predicted model, not a curated record. Gene Ontology annotation, cellular component: cytoplasm; lipid droplet; membrane.
AUGAAUCACCUCAACUUGUUCUUUGCAGCUUGUGGGUUUCUAGAGAUAUACCACUUGGGGGCAGCAUUUGCUCUUUCCAGACAUGGGAAAUUACUGGAGGUUGUGAAGGCCUUUGCAGGAGCUUCUUCAAGAUCUGUGACUGCCACUGCUCUUUUAACGGUGCCCAAAAAUAUAGAGGAGUGUACCAAAAGUACCUAUGAAUUUGCAGAAGAUCCUAGAAAACUAUACUUUGGACCACUAACACCAAGCUAUGACAUUCUAUUUUUCUGUAGGGGCUGCAUUGAUUCAAUUCUUCCUCCUAAUGCUCAUGAGAUAGCAGAAAAUCAGCUCUUUGUAUCAGUCACUAGUGCUAAAAAUGGGGUUGGGAAUCAUUUGCUUUCAAAUUUUGCCUCAAGGGAGGAUCUUGUUAAGCUUGCUUUGUCCUUAGAGAACUUCUCAAGACCCCACCAGGCUCUUUUCCCACCAAGCCAGGAGAAGAUGGAAUCGCUAUACCAGGAAGGAUAUGAUGGUGCCAUACAUCUUUUACUGAAGGAAAAUUGGUUUGAAUAGAUUAUGUGUGUCGGAAAUUAACGAACUCUGAUGGCUGUCAGAGCAAAGCUACAAACACUCCAACAGAGCCCAAGGGAUUGCUGUCACAAUUUCUGUUUAUCUAAAAUGAAUGCCAUAGGAAUUGCAUCUGUCGCUGUCAAACAAGUGUUUAUAUAUAGGUGUACUGGAUGGAAUUUGUAAACAGGUUUAGAUGCAAUGGAAUUGUGCUUGCAUAGUAAGAGAAUCUGUUUAAUAGGGCAGUAAGAAAGAAAGA